UUGCCCCGCGUGAGUUGCCGUACUCAAAACAAGCCUGUGAUUGGUCAAUCCGAGCCUCGUGCCGCAUAGUGUCGUUGUAUGAACGUCCCGCAACAUCCGAACAUCAAACUAAGCUUAAACUAAGUCAAAAUGAGUCUGAGGAAACAAACGCCCAGUGACUUUUUGAAGCAGAUCAUCGGCAGACCCGUGGUAGUCAAACUCAACUCUGGAGUGGAUUACAGAGGUGUUCUGGCGUGUCUGGACGGCUACAUGAACAUCGCCAUAGAGCAGACGGAAGAGUACGUGAACGGGCAGCUCAAGAACAAAUAUGGAGAUGCUUUUCUGAGAGGAAACAAUGUUCUCUACAUCAGCACCCAGAAGAGGAAAGUUUAGCGGCGGCCAUUUUAUGUUGAGUUUGUAGUUCUCUGUGCGAGUUUGGUUCUGUGAAAACGUAAGCGAAUAAUGUUUAGUUUUGUGAAUUUGUGUCGAAAUUUUGGAAACGCAUUUUUUUUUUUUUUUACUCAGGCCUGUUUAUUUCCUCGUUAUCACUGUUCAUCAAAAGUCCCAAAAAAGUUUAACAGCUUUUGUAAUCUAGAAAUCCUGGAAAAUUAAUUGUACUUAAAAUUAAAUUGCUUUUUUUGUUGUUGUUGUUGUUUACUGAUCCAAAAUGAAGCCCUUUGUUAAACAGAAUUCCAAACGUGUGGAGCUUGUUUAAUUGUUUUCUUCUUAAUUAAAGACAUGUUUGUGUA
Molecule: messenger RNA, 728 nt
Organism: Boleophthalmus pectinirostris (great blue-spotted mudskipper)
Lineage: Eukaryota; Metazoa; Chordata; Actinopteri; Gobiiformes; Gobiidae
Gene: lsm6
Product: LSM6 homolog, U6 small nuclear RNA and mRNA degradation associated
Exons: 4
Coding region: 130-372 (80 amino acids)
Biological process (GO): mRNA splicing, via spliceosome; maturation of SSU-rRNA
Cellular component (GO): sno(s)RNA-containing ribonucleoprotein complex; P-body; nucleolus
Molecular function (GO): RNA binding
Source: RefSeq, a predicted model, not a curated record